This is a messenger RNA of Acanthosepion pharaonis, 597 nucleotides long. Lineage: Eukaryota; Metazoa; Mollusca; Cephalopoda; Sepiida; Sepiidae. The record is from the annotation of a GenBank genome assembly.
AUGAAGAACUCAUUUCUAUCUAUCUAUCUAUCUAUCUAUCUAUCUAUCUAUCUAUCUAUCUAUCGAAUUUCACAUAUAUCUUCUGGUAAUAUCUAUCUACCUUCAAAUCUAUCUAUCACUGUUUAUCUAUCUGUCUAUCUCAAUUUGUUCAUAUCUAUCUAUCUAUCUAUCUAUCUAUCUAUCUAUCUAUCUAUCUAUCUAUCUAUCCCAGUCUGUUCAUAUCUAUCGAUCUAUCUAUCCCAUUCUGUUCAUAUCUAUCUAUCCCAGUCUGUUCAUAUCUAUCUAUCUAUCUAUCUAUCUAUCUAUCUAUCUAUCUAUCUAUCAAAAAUCCGGAAGAACGCUCAACAGUAUUUUGUUUAUCUAUCUAUCUAUCUAUCUAUCUAUCUAUCUAUAUAUAUAUAUCUGUGUUCAUGUUUAACUAUUUUUCUCCUUCCUCUCUCCCUACAUAUAUCUAUCUCGCUAAUUUGUCGUCUGGCAGACUUAGCGCUCUCUCUUGCUCUCUCCCUCUCUCUCUCUCUCUCUCUCUCUCUCUCUCUCUCUCUCUCUCACACACACACACACAUUGAUAAUACAGACAGUCUAGAAGGACAACGCUGA